GGAAAAAAAUCGAAAGGCGUUCAGAACUUUUCGAGAAGUCGAACCGUCAACACAUGUGAGUAUUUGUACGUAUGUACUUAUCGUCUGCUGUAUGAUCGAAUAUCGAAUAGGCGCUUGGCCAUGGAUCGCUGCAUUAGGUUUUCGUAAUCCCCGAAACCCAGACAAACCACUAUGGAAGUGCGGAGGUUCCCUGAUAUCGGCUAGGCAUGUUUUGACCGCAGCACAUUGUGCACAUAUGGAUGGAAUAGAAAACAUACACAAUCAUAAUAUUGCCAUUCUUAGAUUGGUGGAGGAGGUGCCAUUUUCGAGGUACGUAUAUCCCAUUUGUACGAAAGAGCCCCUACGAAAGAGCAACUUCGUCGGCUAUAACCCCCUUGUUGCUGGAUGGGGAGCAUUAAGAUAUAGACGACCACGACGUAAUGCAUUAAUGGAAGUACAAAUGCCAGUGAUUAAGAACGCCGAAUGCAAAAUAGCUUAUUCCAAAUUUCCUAAUGCACCUGAUAUCACUGAUGGUAUAAUAUGCGCCGAACAUGCUCAGGGUGGAGAGGAUUCUUGUACGGCUGACCGCGGCGGACCACUGCUGAUACAACAUGAAUUAACCUCGUAUUUAAUAGGUAUUGUGUCUUAUGCUUAUAAGUGCGGCACAGCUGGGUAUCCCAGCGUUUACACUAGGGUCACAUCGUACCUUGACUUCAUUCUCCAAGCGAUGCAAUAAUAUGAUAUUACUGUUCCAUAAAUAUCAUUGUGUAAAAAACGUAAAGUUGGAUUUUCUUAUUGUGGAGAUAAGAAACAGCUCAAAUUUACAUUGUUUUGUACGUUACAAAUUAUAGGCUUAAAAUGUACGAAAUGUAACUUUGAAACGACACUAAUUUUUUACGCACGAUAAACCUCCACGACUUAGGUAUGUAAAGAUGAUAAACGUAUAUUAAUUCUAUAAAUUUGGUAAUAAUAAACCAACUUUCUGAGAAGUUCUGUAAAUUUCGUUUCUGUUGUAUCAAGAGAAUAAUGGAAUAUUCCACUUAGAUCGUAUACUUCUUGUACGUACGUACAAAAUUUUCCGGCUAAUCUAAAACACUUCAUAAGAUAGAGAGCUUCUGGAAAUUCGGACACAGAGAGUGCAUAAAAUACAAGAUAAGUCUCGUGUCUUUCAAAAUUAUUUUUUAUUCGCUAAAAACGU
Molecule: messenger RNA, 1177 nt
Organism: Bombus huntii
Lineage: Eukaryota; Metazoa; Arthropoda; Insecta; Hymenoptera; Apidae
Product: venom serine protease Bi-VSP-like
Exons: 6
Coding region: 92-715 (207 amino acids)
Biological process (GO): proteolysis
Molecular function (GO): serine-type endopeptidase activity
Source: RefSeq, a predicted model, not a curated record